AUGGAGGCCUCAGCACUCCUCAGAGCCAUUAAACCCUUCAAAUCGAAGCUGCCAAAAUCCAUCGCCAUACCACGCUCUUCAAUUUCUUCAAUUCACACAGGUGGAGAUGCUAACCGGAAAAGGGCAUACGACGGGUUGUUGUUAGACGCCGGCGGCACACUCCUGCAGCUGGCGAAGCCAGUUGAGGAAACGUAUUUAGCCAUCGGCCAAAAAUACGGUCUUAAAUCCACAGCAGGUGACAUUAAACAAGGUUUCAAGAGAGUUUUCUCUGCCCCAUGGCCGGAAAAGCUCCGGUACAAGGGUGAUGGUAGACCGUUUUGGAAAUUAGUAGUUUCUGAAGCCACCGGCUGUGACAAUGCAAAUUACUUCGAGGAAGUAUAUGAGUACUAUGCAAAUGGUGAUGCGUGGAAGCUUCCGGAAGGAGCUUAUGAAACAAUGUUAUGCCUCAAAGAUUCUGGAGUUAAAUUGGCUGUUGUGUCGAAUUUCGACUCUCGCUUGAGGAAGCUACUGAGGGAUCUUAACAUAUUACAUCUGUUUGAUGCCGUCGUUAUAUCUUCAGAAGUCGGUUAUGAGAAGCCAGACGAGAAGAUAUUUCGAGCUGCUUUAGAACAAAUCUCGGUAGAGGCAAGCAAAGCAGUUCAUAUUGGAGACGAUACAAAGGCCGAUAAGGUUGGGGCUAAUGCCGUUGGAAUUGACUGCUGGCUGUGGGGUUCAGAUGUGAAGAACUUCCAAGACAUACAAAAUCGAAUCCUCCUGCCUUCGGCAAGUCACGUGAAUUAG
Molecule: messenger RNA, 780 nt
Organism: Striga hermonthica
Lineage: Eukaryota; Viridiplantae; Streptophyta; Magnoliopsida; Lamiales; Orobanchaceae
Source: the annotation of a GenBank genome assembly